Molecule: messenger RNA, 1225 nt
Organism: Acromyrmex echinatior (Panamanian leafcutter ant)
Lineage: Eukaryota; Metazoa; Arthropoda; Insecta; Hymenoptera; Formicidae
Source: RefSeq, a predicted model, not a curated record
AAUAGAUCGUGAUGAAGAGAAAAUUGAUCUUGUUGAAGAAAAGAAAUUAAUCGAAGAACUUGCAAUUAUUCCAGAAAAACCUGUCAUUCCAAUAAAAAAAGAAAUAGAUCGUGAAGAAGAAAAAAUUGAUCUUGUUGAAGAAAAGAAAUUAAUCGAAGAACUUGCAAUUAUUCCAGAAAAACCUGUCAUUCCAAUAAAAAAAGAAAUAGAUCGUGAAGAAGAAAAAAUUAAUUUUGUUGAAGAAAAGAAAUUAAUCGAAGAACCCGCAAUUAUUCCAGAAAAACCUGUCACUCCAAUAAAUCGCGAUGAACAAAAAAUCGAUUUGAUUACAGAAGAAGAAAAAAUAAGUCCAGAACCUGUGAUUGUCCAAAAGGAAAUUACUAGUCCGAUAGAAAGAAUCGCAGAAGAACCUAUAAAGAAAAUUCCAAUGGAGAAACCUGAGAUUAUCGAAAACGAAAUUGAACAGGCGCCAGGACCAAAAAUUGAAUUGGAACCGUCGCGAGAAUUAGAAGAGCACUUUAUGCCAGAGGAGCCCAUGGAAUAUGACGAAGAGGAAGAAGGCAAAACUGAAUAUGAGCAAUAUAUCGACGAGGAAUUGCAGGAGAUUCUACCCGCCGUAAUAGCGAGGGAAAUUCCAGAGGAGCCGAGGGCGGUGCGUACUGAAAUUUCCAGGAAUGCGGCCACCUUGUACGAGAAAAUCGAUCACGAAAGACCUGUCAGACCACCGAGGGAGCGAGAAGCAGUGACCGCAAUGCCUGAAGAACGACCGGUUAGAGAAGAAGUAUCUGUGAGACGAGCUCUCGAGAACUCGAGGCUGGCAGAACAGAUUGUUUUACCUGCAGAAGAUGCUUGCGAGGAGACAUGUCCUUUAGUAAAAGAGCAGAAAGAACGCAUUAUGCGUAAAUUGAAGAUGCGGCAGCGAAUCGUAGAUCAUUAUUAUCUGACGAAAGGUUUUAACUACUUCGAGGACGUAUGCACGUGUUCUUUGGCUUGUAUGGUGUAUACUUUGAGCAGGGAUCCGUUUGUGAAGAGUAUAUUCGCGUCUUUCGCAUUGUUUGCAAUCGGAUUGAAGCUGUGCUCCGAGCUAGAUGCGUGGGAGAUGCCGAAUCGCAUUUCAUAAGACCAAAAUAUCGAUAAUGGCCAACAUGUAAUCUUCAUCUAAGCCUCUUAUAGAACCGCGACAAUUUGCAUUUAGAUUAACAAGACCCCCAUUAACUGAAUGUGU